Messenger RNA from Acytostelium subglobosum LB1, 1695 nucleotides. RefSeq lists its product as hypothetical. The coding region runs from base 1 to 1695 and encodes 564 amino acids. Lineage: Eukaryota; Evosea; Eumycetozoa; Acytosteliales; Acytosteliaceae. Gene Ontology annotation, molecular function: protein binding; zinc ion binding; histone methyltransferase activity. Gene Ontology annotation, cellular component: nucleus. The record is from RefSeq and is a predicted model, not a curated record. The transcript is spliced from 3 exons.
AUGACCUCACCAAAGAGGGCAACUAUAGACAUUUCACAAGAACCAUUCGACAUUCCUCAGCAGACGACCAAGCCAGCGACAUCAACAACAUCGACGACAUCGACUACAUCAACUGCAUCGACAAAGGACAGUCCUCCCUCACUGAAUAGAAGUGGCGACAAGUUAAAGAACAAUACAACAACAAAGAUACUGGAGGUCAACGAUUAUGACGACAUCAUGGACACGAUCAUGGAUGUCGAGGCACUGCGCAAACGACGACUGAGCCAGGACGACAUCAUCAUUUCAAAGGUACUAACGGUCAUUCGAAACAGACGACUGAAGGACAUCAUUGACUCGGACUACAACGACCCCAAGUGGCGACUGGUGCGCGACCUCAACCAGAACACCACCAACCCGACCCAACCGCUCACCAGUCGGGAGCUGGCGCUGGUCGACCGCUACUUUGACCUCUCCAAGAAGGACCCUGAUACACCCAACGAAUACGACUACACUCUCUGUCUGGCAUUGUCUGCGAUCAUUGGCCGCGACAUCUCCAUCAUUGAGGUGCACUUCAAAUCGAUAUUUCAGAAGGAGCCCUACAACAUUGAACGCGAACGAGACUGCAAGCAUGUCCUGCGCGCAUUGAAGAAGCUCACCAAGUUCACCGAGAUCACUCCCGAGACUACGCCAUCAUCACUCCCAACGACAACCACCACCACCACCACCACCUCCUCCUCCACCAAUGUAUAUAACGAUAUCAACAACAACAACAAGAGGACAAAGGAACAUCCAAGCGUGGACAGCUUCACAAUCACAGUGCCUCAUCCACCUUUGAAGAGACUGAAGGAGACUGCGAUAAAGAGUAGCCACGACAGGAGGGUUGUGCUGUGGCAGGACAAGGAUGUGGCUAAGGGCCGACUAUCAUUCCCCCUGCCGGCAAAGAACGAGGUGGACGGCAUACCCCUGCAGUCGUUCGACUGGACAUUCCGAUGCUUCACCAACAUCGAGGUGCCCGUCAACAAGGAGGAGUUUGAGUUUGGCUGCGAGUGCAUUGGCGACUGCCACGCGCCAGAGAACAUUGGCAAGUGUUCGUGUCUGGCCGAGAACGGCGGCCCCUACUACACCGAAAAUGGCCAACUGAUCACAUUUGGCGCCGAGCCGCUGGAAGAGUGCAAUGACAAGUGCGCCUGCGCAGCCACCUGUCACAACAAGGUCGUGGAGAGGGGACAGCAGUACUUCUUGGAGCUGUACAAGACCAGCACCAAGGGCUGGGGCGUGCGCUCAUGUGUGGACAUUCCAGAAAAGACAUUCGUCACCGAGUACACUGGCGAGAUCAUCACCACUGAUCUCGCCAAUGAACGUGGACAAGACUAUGACAGUCGUGGACUGUCCUACCUCUUUGACCUACCCGACGCGAUGCACACCAUUGACGCCACCGAGCACGGCAACGAAUCCAGGUUCAUCAAUCAUUCAUGUGAUCCAAACCUAUCAACUGUUACAAUGAUUGACUCCAGCGAUAGAAGGUUCGUCAAGAUCAUGUUCUUUAGCAAUAGACCGAUAAUGAAGGGCGAGGAGCUCUCCAUCGACUACCAAUAUCAGAUACCAAACGAUGCUGGCGCCAAGAAGAAAGGCAGGAAGAAGAAAGGAAGGAAUGAUAUCCUAUGCAUGUGUGGAUCAUCUAAGUGCAGAGGAUGGCUAUGGAGAGAGGCUUCCUAG